Molecule: messenger RNA, 906 nt
Organism: Penicillium expansum
Lineage: Eukaryota; Fungi; Ascomycota; Eurotiomycetes; Eurotiales; Aspergillaceae
Product: alpha/beta hydrolase
Exons: 2
Coding region: 1-906 (301 amino acids)
Source: RefSeq, a predicted model, not a curated record
AUGCCCCGGCAUCAGCUUAUUGAAUGUCUGACCAUCGACGGGACCACUAUCUCUGGAUGGCUGUAUACCAUCGAGGGACCCGCAGCCCCUGCUAUUAUCAUGUCCCAUGGGUUCAACUGCGUAAAAGAAAUUACCCUCCCCGACGUGGCCGAAUCCUUUCAAUCUGCCGGUUAUAACGUCCUUGUAUAUGAUGCCCGCAGCGUCGGCGCCAGCGGCGGAAUCCCCCGCAACCUCUCCGACCCGCUACAAAUGGCCGAAGACCUCUCGGAUAUCUACACUUACGUUGCCCGGCUACCCUCCGUAGACUCCUCUCGCAUCAUCCUCUGGGGCAUGUCCUUUGGUGCCGUCAUCAGCACCACCUGUGCUGCGAUUGACCGCCGCCCUAAAGGUAUCGUCAUGGUCUGCCCGGCCUUUAGCUUCGUGCAACCUCACAAGGCCGAUAAUGCCUACAGACAGCUUAUCAAGGACCGGGUCUCGCAGAUUAGUGGGAACGAGCCGCACUCGGUACGCCCCUUCACUUCUAAGGGUGACAAUCUUAUCGGCUUUGGCGGGGCGGGCGGGCCAGGUGGCGUCGAAGCCGCGAUGCUCAUGAAAGCGGCGUCUGAGCUCGGGCUUCCAACGUUCCGGAAUCAGAUUACUUUACAGACAUACCAGAAGCUUGCACUAUUUCGGCCUAAGGAGUACCUCGAUAUGAUCCGGGCGCCGGUGUUGAUGAUCAUUCCAGAGUUGGAUGAUGUUUCGCCUCCGCAGGACCAAAGGGAGGCGCUCGGGCGGAUUCAGAGUCUUAAAAAGGAGUAUUUUGCAAGAGGCAAAGGCCAUUUUAAUAUUGCUACCGGGGAAGGAUUGAUGGAAAUUAUUGCGGUGACGCUGGGGUUUUUUGAUUCGAUAUUACAGCAUACCUUUUGA